Didymodactylos carnosus is the source of this 1053-nucleotide messenger RNA. The record is from the annotation of a GenBank genome assembly. NCBI's taxonomy places the organism in Eukaryota, Metazoa, Rotifera, Eurotatoria, Philodinida, Philodinidae.
AUGUCGCAAGAAAUUGGAUGGUUCGAUUUACGCAAUGCGGGUGAAUUAUCCAGCCGUUUAGUUAAUGACUUAGAUACAGUAAAAGAUGGUAUCGGUGAAAAAGUACCAGAUUUUGUUAGCUUAAUUACAAAGGUUACUGGUUGCUUAAUCCUAGCCUUAGCCAAAGGAUGGAAGUUAACACUUGUGUAUAUGGGUAUUUCACCCUUAAUAAUAAUUACAUUUAAUAUAACACUUCGAAUUGUUGUGAAAUACACAGCAGAGGAAAUGCAAGCAUCUGCUACAGCAUCUGCGGUCGCUCAAGAAGUUUUAAUGUCCAUUAGAACAGUAACUGCAUUUGGUGGUCAAAAAAAAGAAGAAGAAAGAUUUAGUAAAAAUCUUUUGUAUGGAAAAAUUAUUGGAAUUAAGAAAGCGUUUUAUACGGGUUUAUGUCAAGCAUUCUUCAGUUUCAUUACCUUUAGUAAUUUUGCACUUAUAUUUUGGUAUGCUCCAUUUUUGGUUCGAACAGAAUGUAAAUCAUAUUCAGCAGGAUCAGCUAUCCUUAUCAUACUAGCUUGUAUGUCAGCCACAUUUUCAAUUUCAAACUUAUUUUCAAAUAUACAAAGUUUUGCUGAAGCUUCAGCAAGUGCACGUUAUGUAUUUGAUAUUAUUGAACGAACAUCUAACAUUAACGCAUUUAACGACAAUUACGGCGAUAAACCGGAUUUGGUUGUAGGUGACAUUGAGUUUCAGAAUGUACAGUUCGCCUUUCCAGCAAGAAAAGAUAUGCCAGUUUUAAAUAAGGUUUCAAUGAAGAUCCCUAGUGGCAAAACUGUAGCAUUAGUAGGGGAAAGUGGUUGUGGAAAGAGUACAACGAUUCAACUGAUUCAACGUUUCUAUGAUGUUGAUGAAGGACAGAUUUUGUUAGACGGACAUGAUUUGCGUUCACUAAAUGUGGCAUGGCUGCGAAACAACAUUGGUAUUGUAGCACAAGAACCAGUUCUAUUUACAGGAACAAUCGAGGAUAAUAUUCGUUUUGGAAAAACUGAUGCAACAGAUGAAGAAGUUGUAGAGUAA